This is a messenger RNA of Thalassophryne amazonica, 4988 nucleotides long. RefSeq names its product activator of transcription and developmental regulator AUTS2 a (gene auts2a). Lineage: Eukaryota; Metazoa; Chordata; Actinopteri; Batrachoidiformes; Batrachoididae. The record is from RefSeq and is a predicted model, not a curated record.
UGUUUUGUUAAAAAAAAAAUAGUGACCGACGGCCUGCAACUUACCCGGACGGUCCCUCCCCACUCGCAAGGGAGCGACAGUUUGCUGACCUUGAGUAAGAAGAGUGGUUUCCUGGAGAAGAAAGAUGGGGGAUCACCAGCUCAGCUUGCUGUGGGGGGAUAAGUUCACCAAGCAGACGCUGACUUGAAAACAUCUUUCAGUGACGGAAUUCAGAGACUGGCGACACCACGUUUAACAGAUAGUUGUACACCUCAGUUGUAGGAAUUGAUGGAAGACCUUUUGGGAUCUUUGCUUGGAUUAAUGAUUGAGUGCCGUUUUGAGUUUCCUGUGAAGAGGAUUAAUCUGUUGGAUUUUUCAUGGUUACCUUGGAUGCAAAAUACUGAAACAUUCAUUUGGCUAUUGUAGAAAUUCUCAGGAUUUUCUCGUAAUUGGAGGUCAGGUUGUGCAGGUGGUUGGCUCUCGAAGGACUUGAUUCACUGCAAGAGGAGGAUUUUUCUGGAUGUUUACGGUGAAGGACAUGGAUGGCCCACGCUGUAGCAGUGUCCGCAAGAAGAGGAAGUCGCGGUCCGAGAGGGAUCGGGAAAGGAGAUCAAAUGGGAUCAGGAACAACCAUGUUAAGGGGUCUGUGUUUCGCUUCUCCUCUGAUUCGGAGAGGGAAGGAGACAGGGAACCCUCAUCCCGUCCUAGACCUCCAAGAAGAAAGCGUAAAGAGUCUUCUUCAGCUGAGGAGGACAUCAUCGAUGGCUUUUCCAUCACAGGGUUCGUAACGCUGGAGGCGCUUGAGAAGAACAUGACACUGAAGCCCCAGGAGUGCACCGACAACCAGGCUGGUCCCCUUCACAAGAAGAAGCCCUCCAGAGUUCCCAACGGCCUGAGCGUGGAGCACUGCAAGAACAAUCACCAUCACCGCCACCAGCGCUUGGACCAGGAGAACAACCCCCGGCUGGCGCAACCUCAAGGCAAGAGGAAGAAGAAACACCUGAACAAGAAACACAUAAUGCUGAAGCCGGGACAGAACAACCGUAAGGACAGUGACAGCGAGAGUGUAAGUGGAGAGUCCAAACCUUCCAUCAGGAGCAGUUCAAGAGACCGCCUGACCGACUGUGAUACUGAAAGUGAACAAGAUGAUAAGGUCUCAGAUGCCGGCUCAGAGAAAUUUUUCAGCACAGCUGCAGUUAAAGUUCCAGAUUUUGGCGUCAGUGUGCUCUCCACCAAUGGCAGGCAGGAGCCUCACGGCCCCAGCCUCCUCAAGGUGUCUGGUUUAGAGCGCAGUCAGGAGAAGAGCCAGGACAUCUGCAAAGAUCCUCUUCCACCUACAUCAGGCGCCCCUAAUCAUCGCCUACCUGCCAAAGUCCUCCCCGAUCCACAGUCGCAGCCCCAGCAAUCCGCUCCCUGGCCGUCUUCUCCUUGUCGGCUCCAGGCAAACAGCCCGACCCAGGCUCCGGCCUCAACCUAUCUCCCCCCUCACUCAGAGGCUCUCCCCAGGCCUCAGACGCCCGCAGCCCUGCCUCUCGCCCAGGGCCAAGAGCCCUCGCCACCCCCCCAUCCCCGGCCCCAACACCAUCCUGAUCUGCUGCCUCACCCCCGUCCUCCGCGGACACCUAACCUUCACCCACACCCAUCAUCGCCUGCCCUGUCUACGCACCACCCACAUCAACAGCACCCCAGCCAGGCAGGGCCCCAGCGGCCCCCCUCCCGCUGCCGUCCCCGGCCUUUGUCUGCCUACAACAGCCUCAACAUCAACGGACACAGCAGCAGCAGGAGCAGCACCCCAGGCACCAAGCCCCCACACGGGCACCCUGCACCCUCCUUGCACCUCCCCCACCACCUGCCGCCUCCCGCAGCAGCUGCAGGAGCAGCGGCAGCAGUUGCGUCCACCUUCCUGCCUCUCACGGUUAAUCAGAACGGCCCGCACAGCUUCCCCCCUGCCUUGCAGUCAUCGCCACACCCUCAUCACCCAAAUAUGUUCGCUCCUCCAACGGCCUUACCUCCACCACCACCACUGACAUCUAGCACCCUGCCAGUACCCGGACAUCCUGCUGCUGGGAGUGCCUACUCAGAGCAAGACCUUCUGCGACAGGAGCUAAAUACCCGUUUCCUGGCCUCCCAGAGCGCGGACCGCGGGGCCUCGCUCGGCCCACCGCCCUAUCUUCGUACAGAGUUCCACCAGCAUCAGCAUCAGCACCAGCAUCAGCACCAACACACCCACCAGCACACGCACCAGCACACCUUCACGCCCUUUCCCCACGCCAUCAUGCCCACCCCAGCACCGCCCAUGGUGCGUACCCCUGGCAGAAAUUUUGACAAAUACCCAACAAAAGUUGACCCCUUCUACAGACACAGUCUCUUCCACUCCUACCCGCCUGCCAUGUCUGGCCUUCCUCCCGUCAUCCCACCGACCGGACCCUUUGGCUCGCUGCAGGGAGCCUUUCAGCCCAAGACCUCCAAUCCACUGGAUGUGUCCUCCCGACCUGGAGCCGUCCCACACACAUUUUUACAGAAGGACCCUCGGCUAACGGAUCCAUUUCGGCCAAUUCUCAGGAAACCAGGGAAGUGGUGCGCCAUGCAUGUCCAUAUCGCCUGGCAGAUCUACCACCACCAACAGAAAGUGAAGCAGCAGAUGCAGGCCGACCCUCACAAGUUAGACUUCGGCCUGAAGUCCGAGUUCCUGAGUCGGCCUCCUGGUCCCAGUCUCUUCGGCACCAUCCACCACCCCAGCGACUUGGCACGACCUGCCACGCUUUUCUCUGCAGCAGGUCCAACACACCCAUCGGCGGGACCCUUCGGCCAUCCGCCCCACCAUCCUGGGAACUUCCUUACCCCGGCGUCUCAUUUAGAACCGUUCAGUCGGCCUUCAUCGUUUGGAGGACUUGGAUCGCUCAGUUCAUCAGCCUUCGGUGGGCUCGGAAAUCCAGCACUAACGGCCAACUCGGUGUUCGGCCAUAAAGACGGCCCCAAUGCACAGCAGCACUUCAACAGCAGCAGUAACAGCGGCCACCAGGAACCGUGGAACCGGCUGCACCGCACGCCGCCAUCCUUUCCCACGCCGCCACCCUGGCUGAAGCCCGGAGACUCCGAGAGGAGCGCCUCAGUCAGCUCGCAUGAGCGGGACAGAGACUCUGACAAACGAGACUCAUCAGUCGGUAAAGACGACAAGGACAGGGAUUCUGUGGAAAAGCGUCAUCCAAGCCACCCGUCGCCCAUCUCAGUCAACCCCAUCAGCCUCCUCAGCCACAGCCGAGCUCCUGAGCACCACAGGAACCACCUGCCCCCCACAUCCGGAGAGCCUCAGAGGGACAAAGACAGCAAGGCCAAAGACCGGGACCGGGAGCAUACGGAGAGCUGGAAGGAAAGCAGCGCCGACGACCACAAACUAAGAGAUCAGCACAGCGAGAAGGACACGGCCGUCAUCCACGACGGCAGAGUGUCAGAAGACAAGGCGUCUAAUCGGGGGACAGCAUCUCCCUACAUUAAGCAGACCAGCCUGGAGCGACCCAACGGAGGCCUGAGUAGGGACGGCCUGGAGAAGAAGGGAGAGCUGCCUUAUGAGCACCAGAAGAAGAACAAUGAAGUGAGGGUGAAGGAGGAGAGGAAGGAGGAACUGGAAGGAACCACAGACAGACAGACUGAGCCAGCUCAGGCACCGUCCAUGCCCAACCUCCACCCUCCCUCCUCCAUUGCCGUACCCAUGGGCAUGGCUGGAGUCCACCCCAUUAACAGCAUCAGCGGUCUGGAGAGAACUCGAGUGGUGGCGCCCUUCAUGGGUAUCAGUCCUCUUCCUGGGGCUGACAGGUUCCCAUACCCGGCCUUCCACUGGGACCCAAUGAGGGACCCGUACAGAGGACUCGAUAUUCAUAGACGGGAUCCUCUGGCAAGGGACCUGCUGCUGAGGAAUGACCCUCUGCAUCGUCUUGCAACGCCACGCCUCUAUGAGGCAGAGCGCACUUACAGGGACCGUGAGCCCCACGACUUCAACCGUGACCAUGCCCACACCCUGGCCCUGGAGCAGAGGCGGGAGCACGAGCGCGCUCAGCUUGAAGAGCGCGAUCGCCUCACCAUGCUCAGAGAGGACUAUGAGCACGGACGCCUCCACACCGCCAUGCACCACCCAGCCCUGGACGGACACCUCCCCCACCCCGCCCCGGCACUCAUGGCCUCUGGACUCCCCAGCAUGCACUACUCCAGGGUGAGCCCUGCAGCAGCAGCCGCCGCCGCUGCCGCUGCCGCGGCCCAUCAGAACGGCCUUCUGAACAAAACACCACCCACUGCCUCUUUAAGUGCCCCGCCCCCACUAAUCCCCACACUGGGCGCCCGGCCCGGCUCGCCCAGACGGACUACUCCGCUGGCCACGGACAUCAGAGACAGGCCGACCCACAAAGACAUAGAGGCGCGGUGAGCUGAGCCCUGCGCCUCCCUGAUACUGACUCACACCAAGCACUUAGCUUCGGGCAAAGCACGACUGUAUCAUAGCUGUGAAUAACAUGUGGGCUCCAACACGCCCACACCACCAUUUGUUUUUGUACAAAACUACAGACAGUAAUCAUGAACAAAGUGUUUUCAGAAAUGUUUCUCUCUUCUUUUUUUUUACCGUUAAUUCCUGCUUUUCGUGUGCAUUCUUUUUCUCUUGUACAGCAAAGUGAUGUGGCGUAAAGAUGAACAGUUUUUGGAAUGUACAGGAACUUCAGCACUGACAGACAGCAACGUGUGUAGAUAAUGUGUACAGUCGCUGUGCUCGCUCUGUAUGGAUAAAAAUCAUGGUACAAUUAUGCAAAAGGUUGUUUUGAAAGCUUUACUUUGAACAAAUGUAAAUAGAGGAGUCUUUACGCAGUGAUUAAGAAUGUGUUUUGUUGUUGGGUUUUUUUGGGGGGGGGAUCACAGCUGAUUAACAGUGUACCAGAAACCCCAUAUUCAACUAUGCAACACGUAUGUGGGCUCCUUUUCUGAAAGCCGACCUCCUCACCACCUUUGACUGUGUACCAUGUGACACA